GCGCUUUGACUCAUCACACCAUCGGCCUCUAUCCGUUCCAUCCAUACCACCGGUACGCCAGCAGAAACAGCAGCAUCGAAAAGCUAUACAGAAGCGGUAACAGCUUCUACAACCUUCUCACCACCACACCACAUCCUCACAACGACAAAUAUGUCGACUCCCAACAGUGACAGCCCGGCCGCGCAAGCCGCCAAGAAGGUCUUUUCUCGCCUAGACCUUGACGGCCACCAUCUCCCGCCAUCACCCGCACCCUCGAGCCCUCACAAUGGCCGAAGAUAUGCCUUGGCCACCGAGCUCGUCUACACCGAGACCAAGGACCAGUAUGGCGCCUCGAGCAUCCCCAUCUACCAGUCCGCUACCUUCAAGCAGUCGUCUUCCAACGGCGGCAGCGAGUACGAUUACACUCGCUCCGGCAACCCGACCCGCACCCAUCUCGAGCGCCACUUGGCCAAGAUCAUGAACGCGAACCGCUGCUUGUCCGUCAGUUCCGGCAUGGGCGCUCUCGACGUCAUCACCCGCCUGCUCAAGCCCGGCGACGAGGUUAUCACCGGCGACGACCUGUACGGCGGCACCAACCGCCUUUUGACCUACCUCAAGAAUAACCAGGGCGUUAUCGUUCACCACGUCGACACCACCAACGUCGAAAGUGUGCGCCAGAUCAUCUCUCCCAAGACCGCUAUGGUCCUGCUCGAGACCCCCACGAACCCUCUUAUCAAGAUCUGCGACAUCCCCACGAUUGCGCGCAUCACGCACGAGGCUAACGAGAAGGCUGUGGUUGUCGUCGACAACACCAUGCUCUCGCCUAUGCUGUUCAACCCGCUUGAUGUGGGCGCUGAUAUCGUCUACGAGUCCGGCACCAAGUACCUGUCGGGCCACCACGACAUCAUGGCGGGUGUCAUUGCCGUCAACGACACCGAGUUGGGCGACAAAAUGUACUUCACCGUCAACGCCACCGGCUGCGGUCUCUCGCCCAACGACUCCUUCCUCCUCAUGCGCGGUGUCAAGACUCUAGCCAUCCGCAUGGAGAAGCAGCAGGCCAACGCGCAGCGCAUCGCCGAGUUCCUCGAGUCGCACGGUUUCAAGGUGCGCUACCCCGGUCUCAAGUCGCACCCGCAGUACGACUUGCACUGGUCGAUGGCCCGCGGCGCUGGCGCCGUGCUGUCGUUUGAGACGGGCGAUGUGGCGCUGAGCGAGCGCAUUGUCGAGGCCGCGAGGCUCUGGGGCAUCUCGGUCAGCUUUGGCUGCGUGAACUCGCUGAUCAGCAUGCCUUGCCGAAUGAGCCAUGCCUCCAUUGACGCUAAGACGCGCGCCGAAAGGCAGAUGCCCGAGGAUAUCAUUCGCCUGUGCGUGGGUAUUGAGGAUGCCGAUGAUUUGAUUGAUGAUUUGUCGCGUGCUCUUGUCCAAGCCGGUGCCGUUACUCUCACGGUAGAUGGGUUCCACGCUAACACCGCGGAAGGUGCUGCUGCUGCUGCUGCUGGGUCAGAGGCGGCCGAGACCACCACCACUGCUGCUCCUUCUCUUUAAGCAGAGAAAGAAAAAGAGGGAGAAAAAGAAAGAGAGAAAAAAAAAUCAGAAA
Messenger RNA from Neurospora hispaniola, 1576 nucleotides. RefSeq names its product cystathionine beta-lyase. Gene Ontology annotation, biological process: 'de novo' L-methionine biosynthetic process; transsulfuration. The record is from RefSeq and is a predicted model, not a curated record. Gene Ontology annotation, molecular function: pyridoxal phosphate binding. Gene Ontology annotation, cellular component: cytoplasm. The transcript is spliced from 2 exons. NCBI's taxonomy places the organism in Eukaryota, Fungi, Ascomycota, Sordariomycetes, Sordariales, Sordariaceae. The coding region runs from base 151 to 1524 and encodes 457 amino acids.